AUGUCCAAAGUGGCCAAAUAUCGGCGACAAGUUAGUGAAGAUCCAGAUAUUGACAGUUUGUUGUCUACUCUGUCUCCAGAGGAGAUGGAAGAGCUGGAAAAGGAGCUGGAUGUGGUGGAUCCAGAUGGAAGCAUCCCUCUGGAGCUCAGUCAGAAAAACCAAACAGAAAAUUCCCCACCUGGCCCGCAAAACUGCGACACAAUGCUCAAUCACUGCGAAAAGGAGACCAGGAAACUUAUUCAGAGGGAACACUCAGUAGACGAAAGCAGAUCAAGUGAGAAGAAUAAGGGAGCCAAGAAUGAAGAAGAAAAGGGAAAGGAAGCUCCUUCCAAAGACCUGGCCCGAAAACGAGAUACAAAAGUGGGGAAAGACUCUAAAAAGGAAGAAAGUGGUCAGAAAACAGACCAAAAAGUUAAAGCUGAGGCUGAGACCAAGACCAAAGAGGAGAAGGCUAUCAACGACAAAGUCAAGGCCAUGGAGAAAAAGCUGAUGGGGAAGGGCAAAAAGGAGGAAGAGAAGGGCUCAGCGUUGAAGAAGGACGAAGAAGAGAAGGGCUCAGCAGCAAAGAAGGAGACAGGGAAGGACAAAAAGGAAGAAGAAAAGGGUUCUGUGUUGAAGAAGGGCACAGGAAAGGACAAAAAGGAAGAAGAGAAGAGUUCAGGAUCAAAGAAAGAGGCAGAAAAAGACACAAAAGGAGAAGAUAAGAAAGAAAAAGAUAAAAAACAAGAGGAAAAGGGCUCAGCUUUGAAAAAAUCAAAGGCAGAUGAGAAGGAGAAAGCCCAGCCAGAGGCAGAAAAGGCAGCAGAGGAGAAACAGGAGGCCAAGGCAGCGGCCGAGAGCAGCCCCUCCAAGCCCACCACCGGCAGCUCCCCGGAUCAGGCCAAGGAUGACGAAGCCUCCAGCAUUUUCGAUGAGCUCAUCGAGAAGGUGAAGAACAACGAUGCCGAGGUCACUGAAGUGAACGUGAACAACUCGGACUGCAUCAACAACGAGACCCUGGUGCGCUUCACCGAGGCCUUGGAGUUCAACACUGUGGUCAAGCUGUUUGCCUUGGCCAACACCCGUGCGGACGACCACGUGGCCUUCGCCAUCGCCAUCAUGCUGAAGUCCAACAAGGUGCUGACGAGCAUCAACCUGGACUCCAACCACAUCACAGGCAAGGGCAUCCUGGCCAUUUUCCGGGCACUGCUGCAGAACAACACGCUGACGGAGCUGCGUUUCCACAACCAGCGGCACAUCUGUGGGGGGAAGACGGAGAUGGAGAUCGCCAAGCUCCUGAAAGAAAACACCACGCUUCUGAAGCUGGGCUACCACUUCGAGCUGGCCGGACCACGCAUGACAGUCACCAACUUGCUGAGCCGAAACAUGGACAAACAGAGGCAGAAACGCCUCCAGGAGCAGAAACUGGCACAGGAGCGUGGGGAGAAGAAAGAUCUCCUGGAGGUGCCCAAGCCUGGAGCCCUGCCGAAGGGGUCCCCCAAGCCAUCCCCGCAGCCGUCCCCCAAGGCUUCCCCCAAAAGCUCUCCCAAGAAAGGGGGGGCACCCGCCGCGCCGCCCCCGCCUCCUCCUCCGCUUGCCCCACCGCUGAUCAAUGAGAAUCUGAGGAACUCACUCUCGCCGGCCACGCAGAGGAAGUUAGGAGACCGGGCACUGCCGGUCCAGGAGAAGAACUCGCGGGACCAGCUCCUGGCGGCCAUCCGCUCCAGCAACCUCAAACAGCUCAAGAAGGUGGAGGUACCGAAGCUGCUGCAGUAG
This is a messenger RNA of Fulmarus glacialis (Northern fulmar), 1755 nucleotides long. RefSeq names its product leiomodin 1 (smooth muscle) (gene LMOD1). The record is from RefSeq and is a predicted model, not a curated record. Gene Ontology annotation, molecular function: tropomyosin binding; actin binding. The coding region runs from base 1 to 1755 and encodes 584 amino acids. The transcript has 4 exons. Gene Ontology annotation, biological process: muscle contraction; myofibril assembly; pointed-end actin filament capping. Gene Ontology annotation, cellular component: striated muscle thin filament; myofibril. NCBI's taxonomy places the organism in Eukaryota, Metazoa, Chordata, Aves, Procellariiformes, Procellariidae.